CACCACCACCCGGCUGAAUACACAAAAAUUAAAAACAGACGCUGCCCCCCCCCCCCCCAGGGCUGGAGAGAUGGGCUCAAAGGUUAACAGCAGUGGCUGCUCUAGGUCCUGAGUUCAAUUCUCAUCAACCACAAGGUGGCUCACAACCUCUUCUGGCAUGCUGGUAGAACAGUAUACAUAAUAAAUAAAUCUUUAAAACAAAACCACAAAUAUUUACUAGCUGUAGUGUGCCACUCCCUCACAAUUGUGGAAUUCCCUAGUCUGGUGAUCACAUUGUAUUUUAUUGAGUUUCUGACUUCGUCACUUCUACCAAAUGUGAGCCACUGAAAGACAGCCUUAAACUUGGAUUUUGAACUGAGUAAAUAAGUCUGAAUUAUUUUGGCUUGUAUCAUGCCCCAUGUCCUGAUCCCAAGGGCUUGGAGAUGUCACCAGGCCUAUCAGUAUUUAUUAAUUCUUCAAGACCCUAGAGUUCUGCUAAGUUUCUCUAGGGUACCUGAAAAAAGGAGGCAGCUGAAGUUUGUCACUGGGCCUGGUAACCUGAGCUACAAGUCUCAGGUAACAACAGCCUCAGCAUCAAUAAUUGAAAUCAGGUCCAGUCUCUUUCUUCAGGGUUAUUCCUCUCAAGGACUUCCCAUUCCGGUACUCUGGUCUUUUCUAGGAGCCUUCAGCCCAGCCUCCCUCUAUCCUAGGACUCAGGUAGGAACAAUGUCCCCUGCCAUUGCACUGGCAUUCCUGCCACUCGUGGUGACACUGCUGGUGAGAUACCGACACCAUUUCCGACUGCUGGUGCGUACAGUCCUGCUAAGAAGCUUCAGGGACUGCCUGUCAGGACUUCGAACUGAGGAGCGGGCCUUCAGCUACGUGCUCACCCAUGCUCUGCCUGGAGACCCUGGUCACAUCCUCACCACUCUAGACCACUGGAGCAGCUGCUGCGAGUACCUGAGUCACAUGGGCCCUGUGAAAGGUCAGAUUCUGAUGCGGCUGGUGGAAGAGAAGGCCCCUGCUUGUGUGCUGGAGCUGGGCACCUACUGCGGAUACUCUACACUGUUUAUUGCGCGGGCUUUGCCCCCUGGGAGUCGCCUUCUCACUGUGGAGCGGGACCCUCGUACAGCAGCAGUGGCUGAAAAGCUCAUCCGGCUGGCUGGCUUCGAUGAGCAAAUGGUGGAGCUCAUUGCGGGCAGCUCAGAGGAAGUGAUCCCACGCCUGAGAGCUCAGUACCAGCUCAGUCAGGCAGAUCUGGUGUUACUGGCACAUCGACCUCGAUAUUAUCUACGGGAUCUGCAACUACUGGAAGCCCAUGCUCUACUCCCAAGUGGUGCCACUGUAUUGGCUGACCAUGUGCUUUUUCCUGGUGCACCCCGCUUCCUACAAUACACAAAGAGCUGUGGCCGCUAUCGCUGUCGCCUCCACCACACCAGCCUCCCAGACUUCCCUGCCAUCAAGGAUGGCAUAGCCCAGCUCACCUAUGCUGGACCUGGCUGAGAUCCAGGACCUGGGAUAUUUACUGAUACAACCCCAACCCCACUCAAGCAAGGACCUCAGAAUUUCCCCUUUCCCUUUCUGUUUAGUGUCCAACAUAUGCUAGGUUCAGGCUGGGGAAGCUUUCUUCUCAACUCUGCCUGCCCGCAACCUCCAUAUCAAUCCAAAGUGUCAAAUUCUAUCAGUCUUCUUGGUCCCACAAGAUCCUCUCCUAGAAAACUGGAGAAUGGAAGCAGGAGUCCUGAGCCCUUGUUCUGUUAUCGAUUGCUCCCCCCAGGUGAGUCCUUCCUUCUUGAGAUUGCUUAUUCUCUUAAUACUAAGGGCUGGAAAGAUGGCUCAGCAGUUAAGAGCAUGGCUGCUGCUCCUUAUCUAGAGGACUCAGGUUCAAUUUCCAGCACUCACAUGGCACAGGCACACAUGUGAUAUACAUACACACAUACAUACAAAAAAUCUCUAAGCAUAAAUAAAUUACAACAAAAAGACAGCUGGUUGGCAGAGGCCCCAGAGCCUCCCAGCUGUGGGACUCAGACAGCUUCUGGAUGGAAUCAGAGGCAGCUGCAGACAAUGAGGCCCUGUAGAGUAUCCAGGUGCAAGCUAGGCCACAAGAAUUAUCAAUCACAGAAGCCUGGCCUCUGAUCCUGGCCCACUUAGUCCAUUAGGUUUGCCUGAGAUCCCUUAAAUGACCCCUUCCCACUGUCCAAGAAAAGAUAACUGGACUCCUCUGGGUCCCACCAACAAACAGGGAAUAGACAUUGGGGAAAAGAAUCAGUCCUGUGUCUUUAUUAAAGAGGGUUAGAAAGAGACCACACCUGGCAACCAAGGAAUGAGGUACCAGCCAGGAAGGUGGGAUGGGCUCAGGCUCUCGGGAUUCAAGGGAAGACUGGGAGGGCCCAAGGAGACCUUGCCCUGGAAGCAGCAGAGACAGUGCCUAAGGGUAAGCUUUAGACACUACAAUCACAGCUGGUUCUGCAGGCUGAGGGGCUGAGGCUGUGGAUGUAAUAUAGGUUGGGGUGGCCUGGAAUCACCCUGAGGCCACCUUGGCUUGUCUACCUAGAUCAUCCACUGGUCCUGAUCCUGUUCGUUGCCUUCCAUGUCCACCUGAAGAGGAGGCUGGGUGUGGGUGGGGAGGGGCCUCAGCCAGCCUCAGCCCAGAUCCUGCCCCUGGGUAGAGCCAGGGUUUCUGCAUCCCUCGGCCAUCAGUUAGAUCAGGGGCAGGAGCCUAGGAACAAAGGCACUCCCUACACCCCGCCUACCUCGUUGACCUCUCCAUCAUCAGGGGACUCAUUAUAGUCAUUCAUCUCAUCCAUGUCCUGCAUGUCCUCAUCAUCUUCUGAAUCCUCCUCGCUGUCCUCGUCAUCUUCAUCGUCCUCUUCCUCUUCAUCAUCGUAGUGCUGGUGGGGCCAGAGAGAGUCUGGAGGUCUCAGGGCUACCUGGGCCAGGUCAAGAGCUGGCCUACUUUCCAACCCUGCCCACCUUGAGUAUGGGAGGGGCUGCAUGACAUGAAGGACCUAAUGCUAGGCCUAAUGCCUACCCCCUCAAAUUCCCACUUUUGCUGUCUACCCUUAUUAAGAACAAGUGUUCUAAGUCAGAAGCAAGGCCAUUAAAUCAAAAUGAAGCCCUGGUCUACUGGGCUCCACAUCGUCCCUGUCCGCUGGGGCCACUCACCUCUGAGGCUGGCUUGCCAAUAGGUACCAGGUUGUUGUCUUUCUCUGCAAUGCUUUGGAGCUGUGGGCAAAGGAGUUUGGGGAAAAGUAGGGCCAAGGCCCAAGCAGAGCAGGUCAAGGGCAUGGGACUGGCUUACUCUAUCCCUUCCAAGAUCCCCAAAUGUUGAAACAAAGCUUCUUCCCCCCCAGUUCUCAGGAAGAUUCGACCCCCUUUCUCCUGUCAUCUGCUCUUUAUAAAAUUGUAUGUGAAGUCUUUUGGCCUCGGGUUUCUCAUAUAAUUCUGGAGAGAGUGAAGUGAGAC
This is a messenger RNA of Arvicola amphibius (Eurasian water vole), 3444 nucleotides long. RefSeq names its product transmembrane O-methyltransferase (gene Tomt). Gene Ontology annotation, molecular function: catechol O-methyltransferase activity. The transcript has 4 exons. The record is from RefSeq and is a predicted model, not a curated record. Bases 391 to 1482 code for a protein of 363 amino acids. NCBI's taxonomy places the organism in Eukaryota, Metazoa, Chordata, Mammalia, Rodentia, Cricetidae. Gene Ontology annotation, biological process: dopamine metabolic process; catecholamine catabolic process; developmental process.